This is a messenger RNA of Megachile rotundata (alfalfa leafcutting bee), 1949 nucleotides long. It is a transcript of the gene RabGGTa, whose product is annotated as Rab geranylgeranyltransferase subunit alpha. Gene Ontology annotation, biological process: protein geranylgeranylation. NCBI's taxonomy places the organism in Eukaryota, Metazoa, Arthropoda, Insecta, Hymenoptera, Megachilidae. The record is from RefSeq and is a predicted model, not a curated record. Gene Ontology annotation, cellular component: cytoplasm; Rab-protein geranylgeranyltransferase complex. Gene Ontology annotation, molecular function: Rab geranylgeranyltransferase activity; protein binding.
GGUUUGCUUUCUUUCUCUGUGUAUGAGUUGCAAGGAUAUAAAAUACCUGUUAUAUAUAAAUAUGUUCAUAAGUUAUCAACUUGAAAACACAUUAUAAGUAUAACGGUAUAUUUUAAAUUAACAGUGUCAUGUGUGUACAUAAAUGGAUGAAAUGCAUUGAUGUUAACAGGACAAAACAUAUGUAAAAAAUAAAAAAUAAACAAGAUUAACCUAAAGAGUUGAAAUUCUAAUUAAGAAAUUACAAGAUGCAUAAGUACAUUCAAUGUUAUGUGUUCAUAAAUUAUGAAUUAAAUAAUUUUGUAGCAUGGGAGAGUAAAAGUCCGAACUAGUGCAGAGCAGGAAGCAUUAAAAAAGAAGGAAAGGGCUGAAAAACUUGCACGUUACAGAGCUGGCAUAAGUAUUGUAUUUGAAAAAAGAAAAAAUAAAAUUUAUGAUGAUGAAUUAAUGAUGAUCACUGAACGCAUGCUGCUACAAAAUCCUGAUAUUUAUACAUUGUGGAAUAUUCGUAGAGAAGUAUUCACAAAUAGCAAUUGGAAUGAAAAAGAGUUGAAAGACCAUUAUCAAAAUGAACUGACACUUACGGAAAAUUGUUUGAAAGAAAAUCCUAAAUCAUAUUAUGUAUGGUAUCAACGAGUUUGGGUUAUAAAUUUUGUUGAGGAUUGUGAUUGGAAAAAAGAAUUAAUGUUAUGCAAUAAGUGUUUAAACUUAGAUGAAAGAAAUUUUCAUUGUUGGAAUUACAGAGAGUUUGUUGUACAGAAAGCAGGAAUUUCUCCUGAAGAAGAAUUAAAAUUUUCUACUACAAAGAUUCUAUAUAAUUUUUCUAAUUAUUCUUCUUGGCAUUAUAGAAGUCGACUAUUGUCAAAUCAAUUUUCCAAUUGUGAUCAAAAGCAGAUUGAUGACAAGAAAAAGGAUGAAUUGGAAUUGGUAAUGAAUGCCACAUUCACAGAUCCUAGUGAUUCUAGUGCAUGGUUCUACCAAAGGUGGUUACUAGAUACACAUGAAAUUCAUCCCAUCCUUUCCCAAGCAUUAAUAAUGGACAACAGUGUGAUUCUUUAUGUCAAUCAAAAUGUAUCAAUAGAAUCAAUAUGUGUACAAAUAAAUAAUGAAAAUGAAAGCAUUCAGUGGAAAUCUUGGCCAAAAACAAAGUUUUCAAAACUAUGGUUUGGAAAAUUUGAAAAACAGUUAACUGAGAUAAAGGAUAUUCAAAUUAAAAUUGAAGAAACAUUUUAUCCUUUGUAUUGUUCCAAUCAGAAAUGGAUAUAUAAAAAAAGAAAAUAUAAAUCCUGCUAUAACAAAGACCAAUUAUUGGAACAAUUAUCAAGUUAUAAACAGCUUUCAGCAAUGGAACCUAAUAAUAAAUGGGCUCAUCUGACAGCCAUUCUUUUAAUGAGAAAAAUUGAUUUUGUAAAAUUUUAUGAAGAUAUUUUAGCAAAUUUGAAUAUUCUUGUUAAUAUUGAUCCUCUUCGAUCUAAUUAUUAUAAGGAUUUACGAAGCAAAUAUGUAAUAGAUUACAAAUUAUAUAAAAUUUGGGACAUAGAAGAAGAUCAGGAAAUACAGUUAGAAAUUGAUCUUUCAGGAUUAAAUUUAACAACACUUAGUAACAAUGAAUACCUUAGUUUCUUUGAAGAAGUAAAUCUUGGUGCAAAUUCUUUAGUAGAUUCUUUGCACCAAUUAUCUUCUUUGCAAAAUUGUAAGAAAUUAUCAUUGUCAAGUAAUCAAUUGAAAAGUUUACAAAAAUUUCCAGUUCUAGAAAAUCUUGAAGUUUUGUCAUUAAGAAAUAAUGAACUAAAAUGUCCUGAUGAAAUAUUGCAGUUACUGGCAAAACAUAAAUUAAAGUCACUUGAUUUAAGAGAAAACCUUUAUGACUGUAAUAUGGAAGAAUUACAAAUUAAUAUAGCUCAAAUUAGUCCAAAUUUGCAACUAUAUAUAAAUUAAUUUUUAUAAUUCUA